AGAGCAGCACCAUCCACCCACAUUUUUCCAAACUCCAACUUGGGAGUCACCCUCGUUGGCCAAAUCCCAUCGAAAACAUCCUACCCCUGGCGCUGAUGCAGAAAGAGAAAGCCUGCCCAGCGGCCCCCUAAACCCUGCCACACCCGCUAGGAGGAUUCGGGGCGCGGUGAGGGCGUGGCUGGAAACAGCGAGGGCUGGGCGCAGGCGGCCUCCCACUGACUUCUUCCGAGGUCAGCGCAGGAGCCGGAGAGAGCCCGAGCCCGGAAGUACCCGGAACCGGGAGCGCUUGGAGCGGGACACCUGGAGCCAGAGAACCCGAAGUCUGGAGGCGCGGCGUCGGGAGAGGCGGGAUCCUCUGGCAGGAUGACGGUGGGAGUCUUUGCAAGUUGUACCUUUUGUUUGAAAGUCAAGCACUUACCUCGACAACAGAAGAUAAAGCUGCAAACUGACAUUAAGGAAAAUGGUGGAAAUGUUUCCUUUUUAUUAAAUCCCCAGUGCACACACAUAAUCAUAGACAGUGUUGAUGCUCUGAGCCAGUACCAACUGAACUCUCUCCAAAAGAAACACAUCCAUAUUGCAAGCCCAGAUUUUAUAUGGGAAUCUAUCAAAGAGAGGAGACUCUUGGACGUAAGGAAUUACGAUCCUAACAAGUCACCGGACAGCACACCACCUUGUCCAGAGGCAAGCAGUUCUGAAGUGAAAACAGAUGACCUAUGCCUGGACAGUUCCACAGAGACGGAAAACACUGUGGAACUCACUAAGUUUUACAUGGAGAAUGUUGAAAUUCCUCAUUUUCCUCAAGAUUUUGAAGUUGCAAAAUACAGCAACUUGGAAAAAGUGGGGUUGGAGGGGCGUCAGGAGACAGCCGUGGUGGAGUUGCAGUGCUCUCAGGACCCCGGGGACCCCGCCUUCCUCAUAUCCGCACACUUCCUCACGGCCGGGGGCACUGAGACCAGAAGUCAGUUCUCUGUGAAGACCUCUGCAGAUGCAAUUGAGUGCUACGAAAAUUACAUCGAAGAGCUGAAGAAGCAAGGAUUUCUGCUGAGAGAACGUUUUACUCCCGAAGCCACCCAAUUGGCAUCUGAAAAACUGCAAGCAUUGCUUUUAGAGGAAGUAAUACAUUCAAGCACUCUGAGCCAAGAGGUGAACGAUUUGGUGGAGAUGAUUUGGGCAGAGGCUCUCGGUCACCUGGAGUACAUGCUCCUCACAUCUGUGAACCGGAUCAGUCUUAACGACGUGAGCAAGGCAGAGGGAAUUCUCCUCCGAGUAAAGGCGGCACUGAAAAAUGGAGAAACAAAAGAGCAGUUGCAAAAGAUGAUGAGUGAGUUCUACAGAUUAAUACCUCACAGAGGUACAGCAACUGAAGAAGUUAACCUGAGACUAUUAGCCAAGAAAGAGGACCUCUGCCAGCUAAUAAGGGACAUGGUUAAUGUCUGUGAAACUAAUUUGUCCAAACCCAACCCGCCAUCUCUUGCCAAGUACCGAGCUUUGAGAUGCAAAAUUGAGCAUGUUGAACAGAACACGGAAGAAUUUUUCAGAGUUAGAAAAGAGGUACUGCAGAGUAAUCGCAGUCAAAGUCCAGUGGACAUCUUGCAGAUAUUCAGAGUGGGCCGAGUGAAUGAAACCAUAGAAUUCGUGAGCCAGCUUGGCAACGUGAAGCCGCUGUUGCACGGAUCUCCCGUGCGGAGCUUCGUAGGCAUCUUGUCCCGUGGGUUGCUUUUGCCCAAAGUAGUUGAAGAUCGUGGCGUGAAAAGAACAGACAUUGGAAAUCUUGGCAGUGGAAUAUAUUUCAGUGAUUCACUCAGCACCAGUAUCAAGUACUCACAUCCGGGAGAGACAGAUGGCACCCGGCUCUUGGCCAUCUGUGAUGUAGCCCUUGGGAAGUGUGCUGACUUACACCAGAAAGACUUCUCCUUAACGGAAGCACCGCCAGGCUAUGACAGUGUCCACGGGGUUCCAGGAACAGCCACUGUCACUACGGACUUCGAGGACGAUGAAUUUGUUGUAUAUAAAACCAAUCAGGUUAAAAUGAAAUAUGUUAUUAAGUUUUGUUUACCUGGAGAUGAAAUAAAGGAUUUCCAUCCUUGUAAUAAUGCUGAAUUAGAGGAAUACGCACCCGAGGUUUCAAAUUUUUCAAAGGUUGAAGAUUACCAGUUACCAGACAGCAGACCUUUCAGCAGCAUCAAGGCCGGCCUCCAGGACAUCUCUGGGAAUUCAGUUCCUCUUGAGGACGUGCACAUCAAGGGGAAAAUAAUAGACUUUAUAGCCCAGGUCGUUGUUUUUCAGACAUACACAAAUCAGAGUCAUGUGCCCAUUGAGGCAAAAUAUAUUUUCCCUUUGGAUGAUAAGGCAGCUGUGUGUGGUUUCGAAGCAUUCAUCAAUGGGAAGCACAUAGUGGGAGAGAUUAAAGAGAAGGAAGCCGCCCACCGAGAAUACCGCAAAGCCAUCAGUGAAGGUCAUGGCGCUUACCUGAUGGACCAGGAUGCACCUGAUGUUUUUACUGUAAGCGUUGGAAACUUACCUCCCAAGGCUAAGGUCCUUAUCAAGAUUACCUACAUCACAGAACUCAGCAUCGAGGGCACCAUGGCUAUCUUCUUCAUACCCGCCACGGUCGCCCCCUGGCAACAGAACAAAGCUUUGAACGAAAACAUCCAGGAUACGGUGGAGAAGAUUUGUAUAAAGAAAAUAGGAACAGAGCAAAGCUUCUCUUUGAGCAUGUCUAUUGAGAUGCCGUACGUGAUUGGAUUUGUUUAUAGUGAUACACAUGAACUGAAAAAAAAGAGCACAGACUGCAAAGCUGUGAUUAGCACCGUGGAAGGGAGCUCCUUAGACAGCAGUGGAUUUUCUCUUCAAAUCGGUUUAUCUGAUGCAUAUCUCCCAAGAAUGUGGGUUGAAAAACAUCCAGAAAAAGAAAGCGAGGCCUGCAUGCUCGUUUUCCAACCAGAAUUCGGCGUCACCCUCCCUGAUAUAGCCGAGGAGAGUGAAGUGAUUAUUUGUCUGGACUGCUCCAAUUCCAUGGAGGGUGUGACAUUCUUGCAAGCCCAGCAGAUCGCCUUAUACGCACUGUCCUUGGUGGGUAAGAAGCAGAAGGUGAACGUUGUCAAGUUCGGCUCAGGUUACAAGGAGUUGUUUUCCUAUCCUAAGUGCAUCACAAACAAUACCAUGCCGACCGAGUUCAUUACGUCUGCCCUCGCCUACCAUGGAAACACGGACUUCUGGAAAACGCUUCCGGUAUUGGGUUUACCCCCUUCUCGAGGGCUACGGAACAUCCUGCUCAUAUCCGACGGGCAUCUGCAGAACGAGGGCCUGACGUUGCAGCUGUGGAAGAGGCACAGUCGGCACACCAGGCUCUUCUCCUGCGUGUCAGGUGAUUCUACAGCAAAUCGUCAUGUUUUGAGGACUCUGUCCCAGUGUGGUGCUGGAGUAUUUGAAUAUUUUAACUCAAAAUCCAAACAUAGUUGGAAAAAACAGAUAGAGGACCAGCUGACUCGGUCCCGUUCUCCGAGCUGCCACUCUGUCUCUGUGACUUGGCAACAGCUCAGUCCGCGGGCUCCAGAGCCCCUGCAGGCCCCCGCCCAGGUGCAGGCCUUGUUCGACGGCGACCGGCUCCUGGUCUACGGCUUUAUUCCUCACUGCACACAGGCAACUCUGUGUGCAUUGAUUCAAGAGAAAGAAUUUUCUACAAUGGUGUCAACAACUGAACUCCAGAAGACAACUGGAACUAUGAUUCACAAGCUGACAGCACGAGCUCUGAUCCGAGAUUAUGAAGAUGGCAUUCUCCACGAAAAUGAAACGAAUCAUGAGAUGAAGAAGCAGACCUUAAAGUCUCUGAUUAUUCAACUCAGUAAAGAAAACUCUCUCAUCACACAGUUUACAAGCUUUGUGGCAGUUGAGAAAAGGGGUGGUAAUGAGUCACCUUUACCUGAUACUCCAAAUAUUUUGGAACUUAUUGCCAAAGAAGAUGUGGAUUUCCUGCCAUACAUGAGUUGGCAGGAGGAGCAGCCAGAUGCCAUCAUGACACAGCCUCCUUCAUCAUCCUCUGCAUGGCACGAAGAAUUGCAAUGUAAACGUUUGACUAAAAGAAAACUUAAGUCACCUAGAGUGGAAGUUUUUGAAGAUUUGGAAGUUCCUGGCUUAGGUUCCCAACAACCAGAAGAAUCUUUAACACUUCAUUUUGAACGUAGAGAUGUGGAAAAGCCAUUGGAUUUAAGUCAGAUGGAUUCACUUAAACCCAAACUAAUUGAAGCACGGCCUGCAGAAGCCAUUUCACCAAAAAUGACUGUUCCCAAGUUUUUUGGUGCUCCUGGUUCAGCCCGUUUGCUAGCUGCCCCCUCUACUGGAUUUUCUUGCCCCCGUCCUCCCAACUUGCUUCCUCAGAGCUCUCUUUUUGGUUCUGUUGCUCGUCCCAAACAGUGUGGUCCAUCUAAGAAUUACCAAGGCCUUAAGACUGGCCGUCGUACUGACACUUCCCUUGUGUGGGGCUCUCCUCCCAGACUGCCGCCUUUUGAAUCUUCUCCUAGUUUGGCUCUUUCAGCUGCCUCACUUAGCUCCAGACAGUUUGAGCUACCUAAAAUUGAUGAUGACCUUGACCGCUACAGUUUUGCUGACAUUUCCCAUGAGUUGGACUCUCCUCCACAGCAGAAUCUUUUGUUGUCUCCUAUGCCUCCUCCCCCUCCUUCCCUUUCUCUACCGGCAGAGGUUACCUUUCAUCCUCUUCCUCAUUCCUCUCUUCAUUUCCCAAAUUUCCCAGCUCCCUUGAGCACCAGUCACAAGCAGCCAGUAUGUUUAAUGGAGCUUGAUACUGAAGCCAGAAUUGCUUCAUCAGAUUCUCCCCAACAUGUAGGUCUGGCUGCCUCCAGUUGUUCUGACACAGCAAGUGAUGAAAGUUUGUUUUAUUCUUCCCAAUAUGCAUUUUUGUGUUCUUCUGAAACAGAAAAUGAAAAUUCUUUUGAAAUAGAAAGUGAUGAAACACUAGGAUUUCUGGAAAGGAGGCUUUUUAAAGGGCUGGCAAAAUCUGAUAGAACAAGAAGAGAUUUUCCUGCAAGCUUUCGGGCACUAAAGGACGAGGACGACACAGUCUGCAAACAAAGCUGGAGGAAUUCUGUGCCUUGGACUGACCUCUUCAGUCUGCAGACUGAGGAUGGCUUCUGGAAACUUACACCAGAAUUGGGAUUUAUAUUGAAACUUAACACAAAUAUUUUAAACAGCUUUCUUAAUCAAAAAGGCAUUCGAUCUCUAGGUAUAAAAGGAAAAGAAUGCCUUCUGGACCUGAUCGCCACACUUCUGGUACUACAGCUUCUUCGCACCAAGUUGGAACAAGAGGGAAUAGUCUUCAAAUCCCUGAUGAAAUUGGAUGAUGCCCCCAUUCCCAGGAAUAUUCACUGGGCUUUUGAGAAAAUAAAGAAAGCAAGUGAAUGGGUAAGAAGAACUGAAGGACAGUAUCCAUCUAUCUGCCAACGGCUUGAGUUGGGUAAAGAUUGGGACUCAGCCACUAAACAGCUACUGGGAAUCCAACCCAUAAAUACCACUUCUCCUCCAGAGUUCUUAAUUAUGGUCAUGGCUGAACGAAAUGAAGUUGUAUUUUAAACUUUUUUCAUGCUUCUAUCUAUAAAAUAAUCAAAUAUUAAUAGAUACCUAUAAUGAAAUUUAAUUAUGAUUUUAUUGAAUGUAGCAGUAAGUCGCUUUAAAAUAAAUGAAAGCAGAAUUUAUUAUUUUAACGAACUAAGAAGCAGUAAUAAAAUAAAAAUUACAAUA
This is a messenger RNA of Rhinolophus ferrumequinum (greater horseshoe bat), 5754 nucleotides long. It is a transcript of the gene PARP4, whose product is annotated as poly(ADP-ribose) polymerase family member 4. NCBI's taxonomy places the organism in Eukaryota, Metazoa, Chordata, Mammalia, Chiroptera, Rhinolophidae. Gene Ontology annotation, molecular function: NAD+ poly-ADP-ribosyltransferase activity. The record is from RefSeq and is a predicted model, not a curated record.